AUGAGACUACAUGAAGUUUUGAGUAUUGUGACAGUGAUUCUGGCGAUUGUGAAUGGUCAGGGGAACAGUGUGAUCGAUGGGAAGUAAGUGAAAAAUUGAUGACAUAGCUGCGGGAGAAUUGAAAUUUCGGGGUGAAAAAAGGCCGACACAUGAAUUUUAAUGGUACCAUAUAACAAAAAGAGGGUUCUUCUUUCCAUUGCAACAUCAAUUUCAUCAAAAUUUUUAGUGUUUCAUCAAGAAUUUAUCGUUUUUACCUUAUUUUAGGUCAGAUUUUGAAAAAAUUGAAGAUUUACAGGAAAAAAGCAAUCCGAUUUAUGUUUCUACAGUGAUUUUAGAAAGCAUAUAGCAGAUACGUUAAAUUUCAGGCCAUUUUCUAUUGACUUUUAAAGGUUUUCAUCAAAAAUUUGCCAAUUUUGACCUAAAAUAAGGUCAAAAUUGAAAGACGACAAAAAAAUUCUCGCAGUAAACACUUGAAAAGCCCGGUAAAUUGUAAAAUACGACUACUUCAAUGUUGUCAUUUUAAUUUCUUUCAGUAAAUGCGACAUCAACAUCAAGAAAGUUGGAGUAAAUCCGAGUCGGACCUCCCUGUUGGUGUUGGACAACCAAAAUCAAGUGUUUCAGUUUGAUUUAGCCUCUCGAAAAUUAGUUUCCAAGCAACAGUUAGACUUGGUCUUCCCCAAUGCUCCGAGAAAUGUGAGUUUUUUGCCGAAAAUGGGGGAAAGCGACAUUUUAUACGAUGAAAAGUGUUUUGAUGACUAAAAAUGGCUAAUUUUGGAUGAAAAUAGAUGAAUUUCUGAUCGUCUUAGCAAGUAUGCGAACUUUUAUCCUUUGUUUUUAGCACAGUCAAGCGAUCUUUUGGCUCAGCGACAUUUUAUACGAUCAAAAGUGUUUUGAUGACUAAAAGUUAGAAGCAAAUAGACAACUUUCUAAUCGAAUUAAAAGGCAUACGGACGUUCCUACGGUAUUAUUUUAUCGGAAAAUACGAUUUAUAGAGCGACAUUUUAUACGAUCAAAAACUUUUGAUGUCUAAGGAAUUCUAAAAUAAGGUCGAAACAUAUGAAUUCUGUAAUAUCGUAUAUUGAAAAUGUAAUCCAAAGCACAGUCAUGCCUUAAAAAUUAUAUUACAGUCAUCAAUUUGUUAUUUUAUACCCAAAAAUCAAGUUUUUCACCAAAAAAUUCCAAAAAUCCCGUUUUUUGUUGAAAAACGGCUAAAACUAGCUUUUAGAAGGUAGCUUCUGUCUGAAAAAAGUUAUCAAAUUGAGCGUAGAGGCUGGCUCUACCAUCCAAAAGUUAUCAUAAGCUUUGUUGCAUCGACUAAGUUUAUAAAGAAAUCGAUUUUCCCCGAAAAACUUGAAAAAAUCCUGUUUUAUCACGAAAUUUUCAAAAAUUUUCAAUUUUUCAGGUCGAUUUGAUCGUCUCAAAUCAAAAUACCCUCUCUCUACUUGACUCACGAACCUUCUAUUCCUAUUCUCAAGCCGAAACUGGGCUGUACUCGGCUUCGGGGACCAGCAAUCUCCAUUCCCGUGUGGUUUUCUACCCGGAUUCGGCGAUUAUUUUGAAUUCCGAUGAUGUCAUCUUGAUCAAUGUGAGUGAAAGUUUUUUAAACUCGAUUAUGCUCUAUUUCAAAUAUUUUGACACCAAUUUAACUAUUUUUUCCCGUAAAUUUUAGCGAAUUUUUACGACGAUUUUAGGGCGGUGUCUACGCACAUUACAAUUUGGCGGAAAACUCGCCAAAAAUCCUGCGAAAUCGCGACAUCGAGUAUCCCCAUUUGCCUGAAGGUAAUUUCACUGCCUUACCAUUCGAUGAUCAACCGGAUCAACGCGACUUGUUCGUAUUUUACGGGCAAAAAAUGGCCGAAUACAAUUUGAACGAGAAGUUGAGGAAAAAUGAACGAAACUUUGAGGAAAUUUUCAGUUGCUGA
Messenger RNA from Bursaphelenchus xylophilus (pine wood nematode), 1922 nucleotides. The record is from the annotation of a GenBank genome assembly. NCBI's taxonomy places the organism in Eukaryota, Metazoa, Nematoda, Chromadorea, Rhabditida, Aphelenchoididae.